UGAAAACGGCGUUUCUUCUUCUUCUUCGUCGUCGUGAUACGUUCACAGCUAAACUGUAAUCGUAUGUAUUUUGCGUGUAUUCGCAUAUACAUACACAUCUGGGUAUACGCAGGCGUGUGUGCGUAUAUAUAUACAGAGAUCAUUACUUCGUAAUCUGAAAGCAACCUUUUAGUUUGUCGGGGGAAUAUCGGUUUCUUUUCCUCAAUCCCAAUCAGAGAAAUUGUUUCAGACAAAUCCGUUUGGAUAUUCUUAAGAUUGCCAGAUCGCUUGGAUAAUCCUUUUUUCUUCGGGUGAAUCAGGCGGAGGUACAGCGAAUUCCAUUCCCGACAUUUGAACAUUGAUCAUGCAAAUGACAGCUUUAGGUGAGGUAAUUUCGGCUCCAGAAUCCGAUAGAGGUAAAGGUUUGGAGAUUGAGGCCUUAGAGGAUGAAAAGAUUCGAAGAACGCGUUCUAGAUCCUUGAAGAAGAAAGCCAUCAAUGCCUCAUCGAGAUUAACUCACAGUCUGAGGAAACGAGGGAAGCGUGUAGCUGAUCAAUACGCCGCAGAGAUCGUAAUCGAAGACGUGAGGGACGCGGAGGAGGAAAAGGCGGUGAAUGCGUUUCGAAAAGCUUUGAUUUCCCGGGAUUUGCUUCCUCCUCGUCACGAUGAUUACCAUACAAUGUUGAGAUUCUUGAAAGCGAGGAGAUUCGAUCUUGACAAAGCUAUGCAGAUGUGGGAAGACAUGCUGAAAUGGAGGGAAGAGAACAGAGUAGAUUCUAUCAUUCAGGAUUUUGUUUAUGAUGAAUACGAAGAAGUACAAAGAUACUAUCCUCAUGGUUACCAUGGUGUAGACAGAAAGGGGCAACCUCUCUACAUCGAGCAGCUCGGCAAGAUCAAUCCCAUAAAGCUAAUGAAGGUUACCACAGUGGACCGUUUCUUGAGAUAUCAUGUGCAGAGUUUCGAAAAGGCGUUUUCCGAAAAGUUCCCGGCAUGUUCCAUCGCGGCGAAAAGGCACAUCGAUUCUUCGACAACCAUUCUAGAUGUGCAAGGCGUGAACUGGAUGAGCUUCAGGAAACUUGCUCAUGAACUUGUGAUGCGGAUCCAGAAAAUCGACGGGGACAACUAUCCUGAGACAUUACAUCAGAUGUACAUAGUUAAUGCCGGAAGUGGAUUCAAGCUUGUUUGGAACACAGCAAAAGGCUUUCUUGAUCCUAAGACAGCAGCUAAGAUACAUGUUCUGGGCAGUAAAUUUCACGCUAAACUGCUUGAAGUUAUAGAUCAAAGUCAGCUGCCAGAUUUUCUUGGAGGAUGUUGUUCUUGCUCGAAUGAGGGUGGAUGCAUGCGAUCUGACAAAGGGCCGUGGAAAAACCCGGAAAUAAUGAAACUAGUUCGCUUGAGGGAUGCAAUGUACAUUACAAAACAAAAAAGGGUUUGGGGGGAAAGAGAUGAACAAGAUGCUAAAUUAUCGGGUUUCCGGUUGUUGCAGAAAAGCCUAAACACAGAAAUAUCAUCUCCUGGCUUUGGAACAGACUGUGGUUCCUAUACGGUGACGAGAGAUGCUACUACGCAGAGGCUGUCGAAUCUUGAACAUAAUCAAGCUGAAGCAGUUGGUAUUGUGAGAACUGAACACAAUGAUCCAACAACUCACUUGACAAGUAACCUGAUCUUGGAAAGGAGUUUGAAGAAUUCUCUUCGUCUUGUCUUCUUCCAGUUCAUUUCCUGCAUCUGUAUAGUAUUCCGGAUCUUGAGGAGGGUUGUAAAUAGACGACAGGAGAAUCAGUUGAGACCGCAGCUUCCUCCGCAUGUCCAAGGGGAAUCGCUUCAUCCAUGUUUGCAGAGGUUGCGAGAUCUCGAGACAGUGGUAACUGAAUUGGUGAAUAAACCGGCGAGGAUUCCUCCCGAGAAAGAGAAUAUGAUCCGAGAUUCGUUAGACCGCAUCAAAUCAAUCGAACAAGACCUGCAGAAGACAAGAAAGGUUCUCCUUUUAACCGCGUCAAAGCAAAUUGAACUCGCUGAGUCGCUCGAGAGCUUGAAGGUCAGCAGCAACUCCUCGGGAAUGACAUCGUGUUGGCGAAGAAGCUGCACGUAUUUCCCUCCAGAGUCCUGAAAACCUUUUUCGUCUUUUAAUUUCCCGAAAGAUACGGUCUCCCGAAACUCGGUCACUGAUGAGCUACUCGAGAUUAUCCCUCCAGCGACAUAAAACCGUAAAUAUCAGAGAUGAGAAGAUUGAGUGUUAUAUAGGAAAGCUGAGAUGGAAGAGGAAGAGGAAGAGGGAGCUUUUUUAAAGAUUGUUUCUUUGUUUGUUUGUUUGAGAUAAACAGAAAGCUUAAAAGCCAAACUGAUGGAAGCCUCCGGACAAAUGGACUUUGUUGGUUCUGUUCUGUCUUAAGCUCUCUGGUGUGUUGUAUUGUGCAUAAGCCUCCACAGACUCUUAUUCUAACAGUGUCUUUUUAUUUAAGUUAAAAGUCUUUUUAAACAGUUUC
Molecule: messenger RNA, 2462 nt
Organism: Tarenaya hassleriana
Lineage: Eukaryota; Viridiplantae; Streptophyta; Magnoliopsida; Brassicales; Cleomaceae
Product: phosphatidylinositol/phosphatidylcholine transfer protein SFH9-like
Exons: 16
Coding region: 344-2086 (580 amino acids)
Source: RefSeq, a predicted model, not a curated record